CUCUCUUAAAGUGGUUCUUCUGAUAACAAGUCGACAAUCUCUGUUUAAUUUGCAACAUUGUAUUGUGGAAAUCGUUAAUCACAGGUGUCGUCGGAUUGUUGAAAAUGAGAGACAAUGAUAAAACAAUUGAAUGAAGACGAAUUUAGUUUUUGUGUAGAUUUCAAAUUACCCUUGUGUUCAAGUCGCUAGUGUUUCUAGUGUUGAAAAUGAACCCUUUGAUUGGUGUUGCCUUAGCUCUGUUACAGUUUAUAAAUGUAUCGAUCGGUGCGAGACCAAAUAUUUUAAUUUUACUGGUGGAUGAUUUGGGUUAUGGUGAUCUCGGAUGCUAUGGAAACAGUACGAUCACAUCUGUUCACAUCGAUUCAUUGGCACGCGAAGGAGCACUCUUCACGCAAAUGUAUGCUGGCGCUUCGAUAUGCACACCGUCCCGGGGUAGUUUGCUUACAGGCCGAUAUGCAAUUAGAUUGGGAUUAACAUCGAAUGAUAAUAGAUUUCGAACUUUCAAUUCUCCGGCUCAAACUGGAGGGCUACCACAUGACGAAACAACGUUAGCUGAAGUGGCUAAGCGAUUGGGCUAUCGAACUGGUUUGAUCGGAAAAUGGCAUUUGGGUCUAGGCCGCGGAGGAGAGCAUUUACCGAUUAGACACGGUUUUGAUUCAUUUUUCGGCAUGCCGGUGACCAAUGUUCAAUCUUGCGGAAAUAAGACGGUUUACAAUCUAAUUGGAAACCAUGGCGAAAUAAUUGAUCGGUCGUUUGUCGCUUAUUGGAUAUUGCUUACCGGGAAGGUGUGGAUGGCAUUCAUUGUAUUCUCGAUAACAUCAUGGUUCUUUGCACGUAAGUUGGCGAUAAUCGUAGUGCUAUUAGGAACUGGUGCUUUUGCUGUCAGCGUUUGGUAUACCUUAUCGUUUACAUUAAUCAGUACUUCGUCGUGUUUAUUGUAUCGAAAUGAAGAUAUCAUAGAGCAGCCUGUUCACCUCGAGAACCUAACGCUUCGGAAUACGAAUGAAGCCAUCAAAUUCAUCAAAGAUGCAAUACUCACACCAGAUCAAAAACCAUUUUUUCUCUUCAUGUCGUACAUCAAGGUUCAUACGGCUCUGUUCACCCUUCCGGAAAAUACCGGGCGAAGCCUACACGGUCCAUAUGGUGACAACGUUGAAGAGCUGGAUUGGAGUGUUGGUCGAAUUCUUGAAACGCUGAGAAUGCUUAAUGUCGACAAUGACACUUUGGUUUUCUUCACGUCCGACAAUGGGCCAUUUCUCGAACGCGGUACAGAGGCUGGAUUCUGUGGUCGUGCUACUACAAUUUCCGGUACAAUCAGCGAACCACUGAGAGGAGCUAAAGGUCAAACGUGGGAGUGUGGAAUCCGGGUUCCUGGAAUAGUUCGCUGGCCUAGUCAAGUCGUUCCAGGUCAAGUGGUCCAUAGCGUAACAUCUUUACUGGACAUUUUCCCAUCACUUUUGGAAAUAUGGAAUGUCCCCCCAAAAUCAAGAUAUCCCUUGGAUGGAGUCAGCGUAUGGCCCCAUGUUUCCCUGACAAAAGAUGCAAAGAUUUCUCUUCCCUUAACUACCGCAAAAGAGAGAGAUUCAUUGUUUCAUUAUUGUGGGUCUACAAUAACCGCACUCAGACUUGGUAAAUUCAAAGCUCAUUACUGGACACCAGUAUGGGAUGCAGGAUUCCAAGCAUGUCCAAGUGUUACAAUUUGUCCAUGCUUAGGUACACAGCAUACACCUCCGUUACUGUUCGAUAUUGAUGCUGAUCCGGGCGAAACGUUGCCAUUAGAUGUGAACAAGCAUUUAGAGGUUCUGUCUUCGAUGGACCGUGCCAUACGGAAGCAUCAAGAAACAAUAGUGCCGGUGACGAACCAAGUAGAAACGCUAGGUUUGCCAUGGUUGUUUCCUUGUUGCAACGCACAUGGAUGGACCCGAAUAUUUCGUUUGGUAACAAAUUCGUGUCGUUGUUAGUGGAAUAUUUUGGUUCAGCUAUAAGAGAUCUUAUCGAGAUGACGUGUAAUUUAUAAGUAAAUAAGUAAAACGAAAUUUGUAUUUAUGAUUAAGUAUAUUGGGGUGUGGCUGAUGUAGCUGGAAAAAAUA
This is a messenger RNA of Bradysia coprophila, 2090 nucleotides long. Its product is annotated as arylsulfatase H-like. Gene Ontology annotation, molecular function: arylsulfatase activity. Lineage: Eukaryota; Metazoa; Arthropoda; Insecta; Diptera; Sciaridae. The record is from RefSeq and is a predicted model, not a curated record.